AUGGCGUCCAGCGAGGCAGACGGAGCCCGCACUCCACUCCUCUGCAGCACACCCCGUCCGUCGGAACGUUCGCCCAGCCAGGUUCCGAGGGUCGAGGAUGGGUCGGAGCGUCUCGACGCAGAUGUUCCGCCGCCGCCGACUGAGGAACUGUCGGUGUCAAUGGCGGUGCGGAGGCGCCUCUACGUUUCCCAUUUCCUCUCGGCGUGGAACUCCCGCGUCUUCGAGUUCGGCGCCGUGCUCUACCUCGCCUCCAUCUACCCUGGAACCUUGCUGCCCAUGUCGGUGUACGCCUUGAGCCGGCAAGCCUCGGCCAUCGUCUUGUCUCCGGCCAUUGGGCGGUACAUCGACAACGGCAACAGGCUUAAAGUCGUGAGGCUCUCAAUCGUGCUGCAAAGGUUGGCGGUUGCGACUUCCUGUGUUCUCUUCUGGUUCCUCUCCACCGGAUGGGGCUGGAUUCGGGCGCUGCAGUCCGGCUCUCUGGCUAUCCUGGCAGUCCUUGCCUGUGUUGAGAAGCUCUGCGCCGUCAUGAACCUUGUGGCAGUGGAGAGGGACUGGGUGAUUGUGAUUGCCCAAGAAAACGAGGCGUCUCUGAGAGUCCUCAACGCUCAGAUGCGCCGGAUUGAUCUCAUCUGCAAACUCGCGGGUCCCUUCUUCAUUUCCAUGCUGGACGGCGUAUCCACCGAGAUGGCAAUCCUCGCGAACCUCGGCAUGAAUCUCGCCUCCAUCCUCGUCGAGUACUUUGCAAUCGCCCGGGUAUACACAGCCGUCCCCGCACUCCAGCAACCCAAAACAUCCGCCACAAGCGUCGAACCUCUCCCGCCCGCCCCGUCCCGCCGCCGUCGUCACUGCGCCAUCUUCAAGACCCUCACCAACAGCAUCCUCGGCGGCGCCACGCAAGACCUGCGCGCCUACUUCCACCACCGCGCCGUGCUGCCCUCGUUCGCCGGCGCCCUCCUCUACUUCACCGUCCUCUCCUUCUCGGGCCAGAUGGUGACGUACCUGCUCUCGUCGGGCUUCGGCUCGGUGCACGUCGCGGCCGCGCGCACCGUCUCGGUCGGGUUCGAGCUGUCGGCGACGUGGAUGGCGCCGCGGGUCAUGGCGCGGAUCGGGCCGGUGCGGACGGGCAUCUGGUUCGUCAGCUGGCAGUGCCUGUGCCUCGCGGCGGGGGCGUCGGCGUUCUGGGGGUUGCGGGCCAGCGACGCCGGCGACGCGCAGCUGCUCGCGGCGGCGGCGCUCGUGGGCGGGGCGAUCCUGAGCCGCGUCGGGCUGUGGGGGUACGACCUCUCCGCCCAGGUCAUCAUUCAAGAGGAAGUUGAAGCGGAGCGUAGGGGCGCCUUUUCCUCGGUCGAAGCGUCGUGGCAGAGCGUGUUCGAGCUGUGCUCGUACGUGUCGACCAUUGUCUUCUCCCGUCCCGAACAGUUCCAGUGGCCGGUACUGCUGAGCUGCAUGGCCGUUUUCAGCGCCGGCGGCCUGUACGCGUCGUUCGUGCGGCGGAGGAGGGGCCAUCUGCUCCACUUCUCCAAGUGCAUCGAGCACCGGUCGGGCAAGACGAGGCAUGGUGGCCCGGAAAGCUACGAAAGGCUUGCGCAGUCGCCGAAUGUCUAA
Diplodia corticola is the source of this 1605-nucleotide messenger RNA. Its product is annotated as iron-regulated transporter. NCBI's taxonomy places the organism in Eukaryota, Fungi, Ascomycota, Dothideomycetes, Botryosphaeriales, Botryosphaeriaceae. The record is from RefSeq and is a predicted model, not a curated record. Gene Ontology annotation, cellular component: membrane. The transcript is spliced from 6 exons. The coding region runs from base 1 to 1605 and encodes 534 amino acids. Gene Ontology annotation, molecular function: iron ion transmembrane transporter activity. Gene Ontology annotation, biological process: iron ion transmembrane transport.